Pectinophora gossypiella (pink bollworm) is the source of this 2184-nucleotide messenger RNA. It is a transcript of the gene Prip, whose product is annotated as aquaporin AQPAe.a. Bases 204 to 1016 code for a protein of 270 amino acids. The transcript is spliced from 7 exons. The record is from RefSeq and is a predicted model, not a curated record. NCBI's taxonomy places the organism in Eukaryota, Metazoa, Arthropoda, Insecta, Lepidoptera, Gelechiidae. Gene Ontology annotation, cellular component: plasma membrane. Gene Ontology annotation, biological process: transmembrane transport. Gene Ontology annotation, molecular function: water channel activity.
AAAUAUCAAAGCAAACAAUCAAAAACUCGCGACAGUCGUCUGCGGCGGGCGAAAGAACGACGGGCUGGAAAAAGCAAAAAAAUACUUUUUUUUACGAAAAGUAUCUUGUUUAUUAGUGCAGUGAUCAGUAUCGUUGUGAAAUACUUCUAAAUAUACUCAUAGAUUUUUGUAACGUGGUUCUACGAGUUUAAGAAACUUUAAUAAUGGGUGAACUCGCUGCAAGACUAGGCCUGGACGAGCUGAGCGGAGGAGCAAUGGGCAUUGGCCGGGCACUCCUCGCAGAGUUUAUUGGUAACGUCCUGCUGAACCUGUUCGGCUGUGGAGCGUGUAUAAACAUCGCUCAGGGCACCACAGCAGCGCCCGACAUAGUGCUGAUAGCGCUUUCCUUCGGUCUCGCAGUCUUCGCCGCUGUCUCAGCUAUUGGCCACAUGUCAGGCGGCCACCUCAACCCAGCAGUGACUGCGGGCAUGCUUGCCACCGGCCGCGUGAAGGUCGCGCGAGGGAUCCUGUACAUCAUCGCGCAGUGCGCAGGCGCAGCCGCCGGCUCCGGCCUGCUCAAAGCAUUAACCCCUGAGCGGGCUGCCGGCAAACUCGGGGUCACUGGCCUCGGCAAUGACGUCACAGAACUCCAGGGCUUCGGCAUCGAGUUCUUCCUUGGAUUCGUACUGGUCUUCGUUGUUUGCGGGGUUUGCGACCCCCACAAGCCGGACAGCAAGGCGACGGCGCCACUGGCCAUCGGCCUGACAGUCACUCUUGGUCACCUGCUAGCCGUGGACUACACUGGCUCUGCGAUGAACCCUGCCCGCUCCUUCGGGUCGGCUCUCGUCGCCGCUGACUGGGGCAGUCAUUGGGUAUACUGGGCGGGCCCCAUAGCAGGUGGUGUGGCGGGCGCGCUACUCUACGUGCACGGCUUCUCUGCGCCCGCGCCGGAGCCCAACAACCCCCGAUACCGACCCGUCGCCGCUGAUGAGAAGGAGCUAAAGCGCCUGGACGGCAAAAACGAGGAUUUGGCCUGAAGUCGCGAGGCCGCGUGGCCGCGAGCCGCGCGUCCCCCGCCCCUCCGCGCGCCUCCCGCCCAGCCCCGCCUCCCCCCACCUCGAUGAUGACUACUCAACCUGGCCGUAUCUACCUUGACCUGAGAAGCUUCCAACUGGACAAAUAUUCAGAAUAUUAUACAGUCUAAUAUGCAAUCUAAUGCUUCAACUAUGGUUGAUAUGGAGCUUAUGACCUUUGAUAUGGAGUACCAACCAGCCCUACACAUUUACGAAAUAACGUGCAGCUAAAGCGAAUCUGUUUUAAAAACCAUUUUCACUAGAAAUUACAUUAAUCAACAUGUAAAAACUACACUUCUCUGCUGAACUCUGAAUCCAUGAUAUCAGUUAUUAAAUAUUUUACUUAGGUAUGAGAUUAUCCUUACAAGAUUUUACUAUUUAUGUCGCCGCAAAUUAGCAAAGUAUGAAUAAGUACAAUGCUUCAAUAACGAAAAAAUAUAAGGUAAUGUAAUCAUCGUCAAAUUAUUGACCUCAUGUAGAGAUGGGAAUAAAGAGAACAAAAAUAUUUUUAUAAAUAAAGUGUAGUAAAUGUAAUCACUGUAUCAAAGUUCGUUGCACUUCAUAAUUCACAAAUAUUCGAAUGUUACUUGUUUAUUUUUAAAUAUAAUUCUCAAUGUUUGUAGGAUUAGGUAUUUAAAAGUAUCAGACGAGUAUUUAGCACUGGCUAAUUAGGUAAAUUUAAUACCUAUCUAUUAAGUUAAUUGAAUAUGCACAUUGAUCUCUUCGGUGACCGAAGAAUGAAAUGUAAAGUUUGCACACAUUAAAAAGAAAAUAUUUUUUUAUCUAUCUUCCAUCAUGGAAGUUGAAUUUAACCUGAGAUUUUGUAAUAAUAAAAUUUUGAAAUAAGUACAUUUAGUAUAGAGUAAGUUUAAUGAGAAACCUUUUCCAAUAGAUUCUAGAAACAAAACUGUCACCUUUUUUAUUCGACUUUAAUAUACAAAUUUUAAUUAUUAAUACUAAAACAAAAAUCGUCAAAAGUACAAAAACUUUUAAUACUUGUAAUGAAUCAAAAUUUCUCAUGUGUUCAAAUAAUGUGUCUUGUGGAGAUCUGUUACAAGAUAAGAGAGAAUGUCAACUGUCACGAGAUUUGAUUGAAUGUAUGUAUAGGAAAAUAAAUAUAUAAUAAAAAAUA